AUGGGUCUUCAUCCAGACUGCAGAAAUGGUGUCGGUUAUGAGGUCACGGAGGAUGAUGAUGAGUUGCCCACAGGGCAGGCGAUUUGUUCUGAACUGCCAAGGAGAUGCCCGCCUACUGGUUCCGCAAGCACAAGCAGCCAUAAAAGCAGUCAAAGUCACGAUCGCACGAAUAGCCCCUGUCAGGACGGUGCUUGCAAAGGUCAUUCGUGCAUCAGUGAACCACCUUGCGACCGACCAUCUGAUCGAGAGAUACUUCCAAGCGUAGUUGCAAAGGCACUGAGGCAAACAGCUCCAUACGGCUUGGUGCGAAGCUCCAAGUGGUCCUUGCCUGCCCCAAUCGAACGUUCCUCAUGCGGAAACUGCAAGAGAAAGCAGGUUUUAGCCCCAGUUCUGCAUUCCCUUUUGCAUGACUCGGGAAAAGAGAUCAACGGUUCCCGCUCAUGGAGGACACAGAGAGCAACCGAGAGAACUAUGUCCAGACUACAGCACAUACCGCAUACUGAAGCCUCUAUGCCUAAGCACUUUAAGUUUCUCUACGAUAUUUGUGUGAACAAGGACACAGGGACACCUACUGACUAUUCGAGAGGGCUAAAGACCGCUCGGGAGGCUGAGCAACUAAUGGUUCCGCAAAUAGAGAAUGAGAGAGAAGCAGCCCAAAAUCAGGACCUCGAUGAAACUGGCCAUGCCAAUCUAAACAUAGUGAAAACAGGGCUAGAUGCUGUGAAAUUCUUCGCCCGGCAUGGAAAUACCACAAAAACAAAGUUUUUGUUUUGUAACAGGGCUCCAACAGCUCCGCUUGUGUUCGAACCGUACAGGCUUGUCGUGGUGCCGCCUAACCAAGUAAAUCCGGAACAUUUUACACUGUCAGCAACGGCUGUGAUGCACAUUUGUCCAGGGAAGCCGACCGAGUGUUUUAGACAGGACGAGUGGAUGCGGCAGGCAUUUGUGUACUCGCUUCUCCGAACUUUGUCGUUCUUCAAAACGUUUGUAACUCGUAAAGUAGUAAGCCUGUGGGUUCACGCAUCAAGAAAACAUGCUUUUGAGGAACGCAGAGAAAUGCUCUGCAAAACGUUAUUCAUAGCCAAGCCCACUUACUGCGACUACCUCUCGAAAAUCCACAAGGUGCUCGCCGGAGUUGGUGCACUAAAACUAAUCGAACUGCAGCCCGCGAUAUAUAGCAUCUCCCAGUUUACAGAGCAACAACGUGUUCUUCAUUUGGAUCAGAAAGUCGGCGCAAGUAAAAAGCUUGAGGUUAGUUCUACAAAUAUAAAAAACCAAUCUGAUAUGUGCCUCGUAGGAGAUACCUAUCACCACAUUCACAUUCAAAGCAAAUAUGCUUCUCUGGACGUGCAUGAAUUCAGCCUCCUUCUUGCACCCACUCAGGCGACCAUCAAAGCUGCAGCUGCGAUGGUAGAACGUAUUGGUACUGAAGAGGCUUGUGCCAAAUUGUUUAGUGUCAAUGUAUCCUUUGGAAACACGAAAGUAAACCUGGAGCCAGGACGCGCCGAUUUUAUUUCCAUGCUACACGAAUUGUGGGACGGUAAGAACUCACUUGAGGGAAGCACAAUACCAAUUGAUGCAGAAGUUUGUAAAACGCCGAAGUCACAGAAGUCUAGACACAGAAAAACGACUGAGGAUCGCGGAAGGGGCAUUAAAUGGAUGGAGGAGAGACUUCUAAAAGACUUUGACCGAGCGCAAAAGUACUCAGAAUCGUAUUUCGGGAUAUACAGACAAAUCUAUGAUUAUGGUCAGAACUGGGACGAGACUGCAUUUGCCAACGCGACAACAAGCCAUGAUGACCUUUCAACUGAAAUGGAGAUGGUGUCAGAAUUUGAGGAUAAACUUGACAAACUCAACCCAGUUCAUGUGGUUGGCCUGUUUUCAAUUGAAGCACGAAACUUGAAGUGUGCACUACAACCUAUUACAGAAAAGGCUCUUUCAUUUAUGAAACGGCUCCUAUGGAAGCUCAUGAAAGACCAUGUGCGGAAUACGGCGAGUCGUUUCGAAGACAUCAAUAAACGCCUAGACGAGCGUCCAAUGAAUUUGGCCCGCUUCGCCUCCUUCCUUUGUACUUGCAAGGAAAUCAAGUCCCAAAUUGACGAACUCGACCGAGACAAGGCAGCUGCUGAAGAUAUGUUUGCUCUUUUGAAACAAUACGGCGUCCGCCUGGCUGUUGAAGACACAAUUCACCUUGAAAAUAUGCUAAAGAGUGCAAGCGAAUUCGAGAAGUCUAAAUUGUUGGAUGCAGCAGAGCAUAUAAGAUGCAACCUUGAAGUGAUGAAGGCAGACUUGAAGGCAAGGACAGAAGAGGUAGAAAAUGAGAUGGAGGAGCUCAAUAAGCUUAUCAGUGACGAGGAGUUCGGCACGCUAGGCGCUUGGAAAAAUGCAGCCAGAUGCUUUGAGCAGCUGAAGGAAUACCAACAGCGCAUCAGUCUCGUCUACGAAAAGGCUGAGUCUCUGAGAGUCAUGAGGGAGCUCUUUAGUCCGGACAUCCCUGCAGUCAUAUCCAAGCAAAUACAGGAGGCAGUUAGCAGCAUUGAGCCCAAAGUUACGAUGUGGCAGCACAUUUGUUCGUGGCAAUGUGACACUGGACAGUGGCUUGGCCUUCCUUUGGCUGCACUGAACGCUGAAGCAGUAGACGGUGCCGUAAAGCGGUACCUGAAGGAAGCUUGUGCAGCCGUGCAAAGCUUUCCUAGUGACUUAGUGGCCACCGAAUUUAAGAAAGAAGUUGAAGAGGAUGUGGCCGAGUUACUGUCCACGAUAGAAGAUCACCAAAUAUCUAUGCAGCGCAUGCUGCACAACCCAUAUAUAGGGGUCCUUAAACAAAAGGUGGAAUCAUGGGCUGGAAAACUUGAUUCGGCGCAACAAAUCCUGGGUAACGCACCACCCAUUGUGGCUGCGAGGAAAUACUCUCAGUGAAUUAUAUAUAAGGGCUAUGAUACGGCUUGGGAUAUGGUUGUAUUUCAUGCAGAGGAGCUAAUACAACUUCAGGGCCAAUGGAUUAAGCUGCAGGGCGUUUUCAGCAAUAUGGAGAUACUUGAACAACUCCCUGAGGAAUCAGAGCUCUUUGAACAUGUCGAUAGCUUCUGGCGGGCAUACCUCAGAAAAAUUCGCAGUAAAGCAGCUAGUCUCAUUACGGUAGUUGAGGAAGAGGGCCUGUUGGAGAUCCUUGGGGAUAAAAAUAAAAUAUUGGCUGACUUGCAGCGCAAAGUCGAGGACUGCCUUGACAGCAAACGAAUGGCGUUUCCGAGGUUUUACUUCCUCUCGAAUGAGGAGUUGCUGAACAUUGUAUCUAAAGCCAAGCAGCCAGCUGCUUUGCAAGAGAGCUUCCAAAAAUGCUUUGACGGCUUACAAGCCGUAGCGCUAGGGGCUAACGGAACUGUGAUUAAGGCUGUAUAUUCUCAAGAAAGGGAGAAGAUUGAUUUACUCUCCCCUGUAAACGUGUUGGCUCCCGUGGAACAGUGGUUUGCCAGCCUGGAAGAAGCCAUCGUGAACUCUCUGCGGCGCCAUUCGAAGGCUGCACUGGAAAACCAGGCUAGUUGGGAAAUCGAUUUACAAGAUAGAAUGGGCAUGUACCCCUCUCAGUGCAUAGUAAGAAACGAAAUGAUCAGCUGGUGCUCGAAGAUAGAGGAAGCUCUAGAAGCUGUAUGCCAUCAACGCCGCUUCACUGCACUUGAGGACUGCCUCAAGGCGUGUACCAAGGAAAUUCAGAGGCUUGCGCAGCUCAACGUAUACGUACAGGCUUCGUUAUUGCGGCGGGUGGCCCAGUCCCUCUUAAUUUUUAUGAUCCAUGCCCGUGACAUCCUCCAUGAGUUGCAGCAAUCAAAAAUCCCAUCUCCCAUAUGUUUUGAAUGGAAAAAGCAUCUGCGCUACUAUUGGAAUUGUGAGGAAGGAGAGUGUGACAUUGAACAGCUCCAAGCGAAAUUUCGGUUUAGGCACCAGCAUCUUGGUUGUACAAGCAGAGUUGUAGUCACGCCUCUGACUGACAAGUGCUUUAUGGCACUUACCUCUGCUUUCCAUCUUGGAUAUGGCGGCGCAUUAUUUGGACCAUCUGGAACAGGGAAAACAGAAUCUGUCAAGGAGUUGGCCAUGGCCCUUGGAGUGUCCUGCCAAGUAUUCGAUUGUUCAAAGGAAUUGGACAUUUGUACAGUAUCGCGACACUUGAAGGGUUUGGCUCAAACUGGCAUUUGGGCAUGCUUCAAUGAGUUUAAUAGGAUUGGCACUCAUGUUUCAUCAAUUGUUGCCCAGCUGCUUCUAAGAAUGCAAACAGCCAUAAGGGCUCAGAAAGACCUUUUUGAAUUCGAUGGGAAAAGCACCGCUAUUGAUCCGAGAUUAGCAAUUUGCAUGACAAACAAUCCAAGCUCUGCGGGGCGAACGGAGCUACCAGGAAUCCUCCAGUCGGUCUUCCGGCCAAUGUCAAUGAUUACGCCCGACUACACUAUGAUUGCCGAGGUCACCCUCUUCGUAAACGGUUUCUUAUCAGCACCUUCUUUGGCUGCAAAGGUGGUGCACAUGUUCUCUGUAGCAAAUGUAUUACUUAGCCAACAAAAGCACUACGACUGGGGACUCAGGUCCCUGAAAGCAGUUCUCUUGAAUGCUGGAAAAAUUAAAACGAAACAACUUGAGAUCGACGAGACGAAAGCAAUGGUGGAAGCACUCCAGUCUGUUCUGCCGAGUCUCGUAGUCGAUGACAUACCUAUUUAUUUGGGCCUUAUUUCCGACAUUUUUUCUCAGCAGCCACUUUCAAAAUCAAACGACAUUGAGGUAGAAGUAGAAUUUGAAGCAAUCCUCAGAGAGCAGCACCUCCAAGCUUUGCAUAGUUUUGUGGAGAAGGGAAUGCAGCUCUACGAAGCUCAGCUACUUCGGCACAGCUUGCUGGUGGUGGGAGCUCCUGGAGUGGGCAAAACUACCCUUCUUGUUGCGUUGUCGAAAGCGAUAUCUCGAGUUCAUAUGAAGGCAGGAACUACGACACAUUCGAGUAGGACACAGCAUGAGCAUGUAGCACCUGACAGAUUUUGUAAGGUGCUGCGGGUGUAUUCUAAAGCACUGGAGGAAAGUCUGCUCUUUGGCAAAAUGGACCCUAACACUACCGAGUGGAUCGAUGGAAUUAUCCCAGCUCGUGUUAGAGAGGCGGCUGCUGCGCAAAGCGACAUCCACAGUUGGCUUGUUUUCGAUGGGCCUUUGGAUGCAAUCUGGGCCGAAAACCUGCACUCUGCUCUAGAUGACAACAAAACCUUAUACCUUUGCAGUGGAGAGCGUAUUGCGUUGCCAGAAAACUUCAAGAUUUUCUUUGAAGUUGCAGACCUGCGGGAUGCAUCACCCGCGACAGUCAGCAGGUGUGGAACUAUAUUCAUUGAGGACCUCGUAGGCUGGAUAGCAGUAUUCCAGUCCUGGGCACAAUCUUUUAGCACCAAAAAAAGCAAAUUCGCGGUUACUGCCAGCAAGAUUGAGUCGUGGUGCAUCAAUAUCUUUCAAAAGGCUAUACAAUAUCUUCGCCAAAGCAGCCCAAUGUAUUUUGUUUUCGCAAUGGCGUGGGGUUUGGGCGGGCAUCUGGCCGAUGUACAGCGAGCCGAUCUUUCGAACGCCUUACAACCAGAAUUUUCCAAAAUAUGCAAGCUACUAGAGGGCCUUCCGAAUAAUAUUUCUAUUUACAACAUUUUACCUGACACGACUAACUUAAAGUUCGAGACGUUUGACUCCAUGGUUCCACAGUAUUCAUUUGAAAGUGGAGUGAAAUUCAGCGAUAUAUUUGUGCCCACUGCCCGAACAGUGGCUCAUUCGUUUUUCCAGCAGAAACUCGUGGAGGGUGGAUAUAGCUGUUUUAUUGCUGGGAAGUCGGGCACUGGAAAAAGCAUACAUCUACAGCAGUGCAUUAAGACACCCACCCCUUCAAUAGCUUGUUGCAAGAUGGCCUUGGCAUACCGAACUACCACACAAGACAUCGAGGAUUUCAUCGUUUCUCAUUUUGUAAAACACCACCGGAGAUCCCUUGGGCCACCUCACGGUUUUCGAAUGCUGCUCUUCAUUGACGACCUUGCAGCCCCUGCCCCAGAUAACUUCGGGACCAAGAGGGCUCAUCAACUAAUUAGGCAGAUUGUUGAGUCUGGGGGAUUUUAUGAACGUACACAUCACCACUUUAUUCGCAUUGAAGACACCAGCACUAUUCUUAUCAGCAAUGCAAAUGUAUCCGGAUUAUCCAUAGACAUGCGGCUUCUACGUCACUUCAACAUAUUAUAUUACGACGAAUAUGCUCCGGCAGACAUCAAGCACGUAUUCGCACGAAUUUUAAAAGGAACCUGGGAGCGGACGCUGCCAAUGUUUUCUCAUUGCGCGGAUAUUCUGAUUGAUGCUACAGUUGUUGCAUAUCAACGCAUCAAGGCUCAUCUAUUGCCUACGCCACUUAAGUGUCACUACAGUUUUACAAUGCGAGAAAUUUCGAGAGCGGUGGAGGGCAUGCUCAUGGCGGACACCAGUAAACUCACCAACAAAAUUGAUAUUACUCGGUACAUUUAUACAAGAGCUUUUAACACAUUGCUCAUUGAUGAAAAGCUACUUCAUACUAAUUGGUGUGAUUCUGCUUUCUUUGAUGCCCCGAGACCUAUUCAGAGAUUUUUGUGCUGUAACAGGUACCUUGAGCAGUAUAACGCAACAAGCACCUCACCGAUGUGCCUUGUAUUCUUCGAGCAUGCCAACAAACACAUCGCUCGACUCUGCAGAACGCUACGAGCCCCUAGAGGGCAUGCGCUCCUCCUUGGAGCACGCGGAUCAGGCCGAGAAAGUUUGUCUCGCCUAGCCACUGCAAUAAUGGAUUACACGGACGUUACCAUGUCUACUAUAUCGCACUAUGGCCCGAAAGAUCUUCAGGAAUACCUUCGGGAUGUGUCGUGUUCAGGAGAGAUCCAUGGGCUGUUUAACCAGCCAGAAAAGGAAAAGCUUUCCCUUCAAGUGGGAGUCAUGGAAAAUCCAGAGGCUGUUGGUGCUUCUGAGAGUUGGCAUAGUGUUGUGGCCCUUGUUCAAAGUAGACUUCACUUUUUAGUAAAUAUGUCGGCGUCCGGUGAAACAUUUAGAGCCAUUUGCCGUAGCAUGGCUCAUUUGGUAAACGGCGCUCUGAAUAGAACAACCAGCUUGUUGAUAUGGCGGUCGUUUGAUAUUUAUGCUACCUGAAGCGCGUCCGUGGAGAUAUAUUCCGCCAUUGAAGGAGUAGCCGAGCGAUAUACGGCCGUAACGGGAGAGUCUCUUCACAUGACACGUACCUCCUUUGUGGAGUUAGUCAAGCAUUACCUGUUUCUGCUUGCGGAAAAGAAACAGGAGUUAGUGAAGUCUAUGAAGGCACAGCUGCUAGCCGAUCAGCCGAUCCUUGAAAAGGCAAAGGAAGAAGCAGAACUUGUGGAAUGGUCCCUCGCAGCAGAUGAUAAGAGUGAAGUAUUAAUGGGGCAACGUUACUCCUUCGAGAAAUCCGCUGCAGAAUCAGCAGACAUUAAUGCUCAAUGGACCCGAGAUGAAUGCCAACAAGAUGUACGCGUGGUACUGCCCUUAUUGCACCAAGCGUUUAAGGCCCUGGAAGCUCUCGACGAGCAGGAUAUACAGGAACUGAAGUCUCUCACGUCUCCGAUUGCACUUGUAGAAGCAGUGAUGAAUGCUGUCUGCGUUCUCUUGGGGCGGAAAGUGUCUUGGGAAGAUGGCAAACAGCUUCUUGACGAUGCAUCGUUGAUAACGACUCUCAGACACUACGAUAAGGAUCAUGUGCCACCUAAGUUAAUGCAGCAGCUAAGCAUGUAUACGUCCCUUCAAGACUUUGCACCAGAAAAGGUCGUAAUGCAUUCCAAAGCUGCAGCUUCUCUUUGCAUGUGGGUGCGGGCCGUCGAAAGUUACGUCAGAGCUCUAAAUAAUAUGGAUCCGAAACAGCCAGAGCAUACUGAGUCGAAUCAGGUUUGGAACCAGGCAGACGGCAGCUCGGAAGAAACAAAACCGCCUCUUGAGGAGGUCCAGGCACGGGUGCAGUCCCCUGUUGAGCAGUAUGAUGCGCGCCGCAAAAGAGUCGUAGAGAUGGAACGUCAAAUGCAUACAACGGCACAACGACUUGCUCAAGCAGAAAACCUACUAUCAAGAAUAUCCGUAGAAGGAUCUAGAUGGGCUAGUAAUGUCAAAAUCCUGGAAGAAGAUAUAUCCUACCUAUUGACCGAUGUCCUAAUAGCAGCUGGAAUGCUUAAUUACGCGGGGCCCUUUACUCGUGAAUUCCGGGAAGAGCUGCUUUGCCAAUGGCUUGCUAUGUGCCGAGACGAAGGACUACUUGCACGAGCAAACUUUUCGCUUGCUGGGACAUUGUCAACACCGUCCGAAAUUAGGCAAUGGGCUCUCGAAGAACUACCAUCUGAUGUGACAUCUAUCGAAAAUGCUAUUUUAGUUUGCAACUGUGUUAAAUGCCCUCUCCUCAUUGACCCUGAGGAUCAGGGUACCCACUGGCUCAGGCGUAGGCAGUACAAAACGGAUUUCAAGGAGAUUUAUACAAGCAAUCCCAAUUUUCUGCAGACUCUCUGUGAAGCAGUCACAGCCGGAAUGACCGUCCUUAUCACAAUUUCUGAGGAGGGGAUUGACUCCGCAAUCAAGACCCUUAUCGAGGCAAUGAAGGAUACUCCAGAAGACCGAUCAAUCAUUCGCCUUACUCACCAUAGCGCAAGAAGGAACCCAUACUUUAGAAUGGUUUUGGUGACGAAGCAAAGCCCUACCGAAGUGAUUGAUGAGCUACACAGUGACCUCUGUGUUAUUAACUUCCGCGUAACUCCAGCUAGUCUUGAAGAACAAAUAUUAAACCAGAUUGUAAUGCAUGAAGCGCCACAUCUGGAAGAACAGCGAAAGCUGCUCGCCAUUAGUAUUGCCAGAGACUUGGCGACAGGGGCCACAUUUCAAGAAAAGAUUCUGGCGCUUUUGGCCGAUGCAAAAGGUGAUAUCUUGACGGAUAAUGUAUUUUUGGAAAGCCUAAAUGAGUGUUAUUCGGGGUACGAGGCAAUUCAGAGGCGCACUAAUGAAGCAUUCGCCACAGCGGACAAACUGGAGGAGGCUCGACGAUUUUACAAGUCGCUUGCCGAAAGAGGCGCAUUACUGUACUGUCUCCUGUGCGACUUGUCUCACCUCAAUGCACUCUACCAGUGGUCUUUUGAAAUCUUCAAGGUUCAAGUCCAAACUUCCUUGCAGAAUUGCCAAGACGCAAGCGAAAACCGUGUGGAGAUUCUCAAAGAUCUCCUUACCUGGGAAGUCUACUGCAACACGUGCAGAGGACUUAUGGAUACUCACAGGCUUGCCUUUGCAUUUAUGAUUGCAAAAGCAAUAGAUGUGCAGGCAGGAAACAUUCCAGUUAGCAUGCUUGAGUUCUUUAUAAAAGAAGUUACGGGGAGAAUUGAAGGCGAGUCGACUGGCAUUCAGCCGCAUUGGACAACCCUCGAAACUUGGCGCAAUAUUAUCUUCCUAGACCAAAUCAUAGGAGGGCCCUUUCAAGGUUUCGCCCGUUUAGUGGCAGCGGACGAUGGUGAAUGGAGAACAAUAAUCGAAAAUGAUGACAAGCUUCCACCACAUUUGCCUCGAAUUAACGGUGGAGACCUGAGGCCAUUUGAGUCCUUGGUCCUCAUUAAAGCCAUUAGGAAAAGGGAACUGCACGCUGGAUGUCGCGAAUACGUUCAAAAAAUACUGGGUUCUCGAUAUAUCUGUCCCAUUAAGCUGGAUUUGCCGAAAGCAGUGGAAGAGUCGACCCCGUUGAUACCCUUAAUCUUCAUCGAGCUCCCCGGAAGUGAUCUCAUAGGAUCAAUAAGGAUUCAAGCUGCCCGCGCUUCACUGUCUCAGAAGCAUCUGCAUAUUCUCUCGCUUGGGCAGGGCCAGGAUGCUGCAGCAGAGAAUACUUUGCAGGAAGCAAGAGUUCAUGGAUAUUGGGUGUUUCUCCAAAUCUGCCAUUUGGAAGAUACACUCGUGCACUCGCUUCAGAGAUUCUGUGAAGAGCUCCGGCAGCAGCAUGUGCAUCCGCGAUUUCGGCUUUUCAUAGCAACCCAGCCAAACCACCACCUGCCAAGCAGCAUAUUGAAGCAAAGCAUAAAAAUACUGGCUGAACCACCUUCGAUAUCCCAACAAGGGCUGUAUGAGUCAGCAGCAGCCGGAGAACAUGACAUGGCGUGGGACAAGACCUUAUUCCUGACGGCUGAAAUUUAUUAUGGAGGACGCGUGACAGAUUCUGUUGACCAACGGGUGCUCACCUCGUUACUAAAGCGCUGCAUUUCCGCAAACGAACUCGGAUCGGAUGCUGCUGAGACGGUGAUGAAGCGAUACGUCCUUCCUUCAGACUAUUGCUACCAAGAUAUUACGGAAUUUGUUAUGAGUCUGCCAAUCGAUCCAGAGCCUGAGGAUUUAGGACUUGAUCGUGGAGCUGUCCUGAUGUAUAAGGAGCUGGAGAGCAACAAACUCUUUGACUGCCUGGUUAACGUGCACAGGGGAAUACAAAAGUGCACCGGAAAUCGCCGGGAAAGCAAUCUUUUGAGCAUCAUAUCAGACAUGUUGUACAAGUUACCUGCGGACAUAUCCACUGACAAGGCUACCGGUACAGUGUUCCAACCACAUGCAAACCAGCAAAAAGGUUUUGAUGGGCUGAGCCCACUGGACGUAUUUCUCAAAGGAGAGGUUCAGGCCUACAACAUGCUUCUCGCAUGCAUUCGAAAGUGUCUUACCCAGCUUCAGGAGGCACUUCGAGGCCGGGAAGUCAUGACUGAGGAACUGGAAAACCUUAGCAAAAUGGUGUACCUCCAGAGAGUGCCAACAUCUUGGAUCGAAGUGUCGUAUCCUACAAAGCUCAGCCUGGGCUGGUGGCUGGAAGACCUUGGUACACGGAUCACCAGCAUUCAGCAAUGGGUGCAGAACGGCCCUCCUGCUGUCUUCAACAUCGCAACCUUCCACAAGCCACAGAGGUUUUUUAUAGCAACUCUGACCGCUCUCGCCAAAGAUGUAGCUUGUAUCAAAGGUUUAUUGCAGCUGCGGAAGGCCGCUCUGCAGAUUCCACACCUUUCAAACGAUUGUCUUAUGAAAAAACCUCAUUGCAAGGUACUCUGCCUUGAAUAUAUUGCUUCGCAGGGACCACUUACUGCUCUCUCUUUAUCUGCCAAGAUUACUGAUAUAAAGGAUAUUACGAAAGUAAAAGCUCCUGCGGAUAUUGGAACAUAUAUAAAUGGUCUUUCCAUGCAGAACAAAGAAAAUACAGGUUUGCUGGCCCACCCACAAGCAUUGGCAUUUGCUGCCUCACCCCAGAGGAGCGUUUUUAGUAUAUCGAAGGGGCAAACGCAUGCUACACUACACCGAAAGGUCUCUAAUAUGGUGCAACUGGAAACAUCUGAUGCGAGAAUACAAAUGCAGACACAGGGCGGUAUAAUGGCGCGGAUAGCAGUAAUAACUAAAACGCCUCCAGUCCAUUUUAGCAUAAUUAUCAGCUGUGCUGAUAUAAGAAACGUGUUCUAUGCUGGUCAGAGUUCGGCAAACACCAGUACUGCUAACAAACACAUGCUGGUGUAG
This is a messenger RNA of Cyclospora cayetanensis, 11541 nucleotides long. RefSeq names its product dynein heavy chain 6, axonemal. The record is from RefSeq and is a predicted model, not a curated record. Gene Ontology annotation, biological process: microtubule-based movement. Gene Ontology annotation, molecular function: minus-end-directed microtubule motor activity; ATP binding; ATP hydrolysis activity. Gene Ontology annotation, cellular component: dynein complex. Lineage: Eukaryota; Apicomplexa; Conoidasida; Eucoccidiorida; Eimeriidae.